Austrofundulus limnaeus is the source of this 2216-nucleotide messenger RNA. It is a transcript of the gene mxra8a, whose product is annotated as matrix-remodelling associated 8a. The record is from RefSeq and is a predicted model, not a curated record. Gene Ontology annotation, cellular component: cell surface; membrane. Bases 79 to 1380 code for a protein of 433 amino acids. The transcript is spliced from 12 exons. NCBI's taxonomy places the organism in Eukaryota, Metazoa, Chordata, Actinopteri, Cyprinodontiformes, Rivulidae. Gene Ontology annotation, biological process: cell adhesion; cell differentiation.
CUCAGCAAUGCCAUCUCUGGACUCAGAAACUGAAGUAGGAGAUAGUUUUCUGAAGCUGACAGAUGUCCUCCAGUCAKGAUGAGGAAGGACGUUCUUCGUUUUCAGACUCUCCUCUUCAUACUUAUUUCUGCAGCCAGCUUCUACACUACAGUGUGGUGUCAGUCUGACAGCAGCAGCAGCGUGGUGGUGGCAGGUUAUAAUGUCAGCUCCCCAGCAGGGUCCAAGGUGGUGCUGCAGUGUGUGAGCGUCCGCAUGGUGUGGACCAGGGACAGGCUGAGGGACAGGCAGAGGGUGGUCCACUGGGACAUGUACAGGGAUUAUCCGGAUUACGCCAUGGAGAGGGUGGUGGACAUGUUCUCAGCAGGAGACCAGAGGCUCUACAGCUCRCAUAACCUGAACAGGGUUGGCCUCAACCCCACAUCCUUCAAGGAUGGAAACUUCUCUCUGGUCAUUAAAGAUGUGACAAUGAAGGACAGAGGUCUGUACUCCUGUAACCUCCACCAUCUUUACUGCCACCUGUACGAGACGGUCAGAGUUCAACUCAAUGUGACCAAAUCACGGCGCAAAGAACAGCGUUUCUGGGACGGACAAAAGGCGGUGUUUGUGGUUCUGCUGGGGAGCACCGUGGUGUUGCCCUGCGUCAACAGACGAACCGUGUGGACUGACUGGAGCAACGAGGAGGAGGACCAGCAGGUCGUCCACUGGGACCAUCAGCCACCCGGGUUUCACCAUGACCGCGCUGAUCGUCUGGUGGAUCUGUACGCCUCUGGGGAGCAGCGCAGCUACGGGCCUCUGUUCCUCCAGAGGAAGAUGAACAUCAGCAAUCAGGCCUUCUCAGAGGGGGACUUCUCACUAACAAUAUCAAAUCUGCAGCCUGCAGACCAGGGCACAUACUCCUGUCACCUUCACCAUCAUUACUGUGGUCUGCAUGAGAGGAGAGAGUUUCGCCUCACAGUCGAGCCGCCGCUCAUUCGGAGCACCGAGCCCGUCAAACUUCAGCCUGACAAAGAAAAAGACACCCCCAAAGCGGAGUCGCCUCGCGUCAUCACUGUCAUCCUCCCAGACCAAAGGAACCACUUUCUCCUGCCGCUGGGCUUCGUCCUCACCUUCCUCCUGCUCCUGGCGUUCAUCAUCCUCAUCAUCAUCCUCCUCACACGUCGACGUCGAGCCAAAGAUUUUURUCCCAAGGCAUCUAUGAGGUCCAACAGAAGUGACAGCAGCUUGGAGGAGUGUGAGGUUGAUGUCAGCGAGGUGAAUGUCUGCAGUCRGGAGGAGAGAAGAAUCGACUACAAGAACAACCUGCUGAAAGACAACGCCCACGUGAACACUCAACCAAAACUUAUUGAUCUUGACAAAGAGAUGCAGAAGUUUUCCAAGUGAGGAAAAAAAAAACACAAAACCGGUGACAGAAAUGAAAUCAAAGUCACUGGCUGGUCCAGAGACUGCGCUCCAAACUUAACUGGUCCACACCACCUUCUGUCCUGCACUGCAGAGGGGGGAACGAAUGCUUUUGGAAAUCCCUGACCGAGGGGCUCAACAUAAAAAUCACCGUUUGACAAAAAAAGUCAUUAAUAAUAAAUAACCCAGACACUGACAGGUGUGCUGAGUGUGACUCAAGCCUUGAAUGUUGCGUGAAGGACGAAUCUGCACAUAAAUCCACUUUAUUGUGAUGUGAGGAGUUUUUUUAUUUUAUUUUUUUCUGUUUUUACAGCUUGAAUCAUUUCUCAUUAUGCUUGUUUGCGUUUGUUAAAUUUGAACUUUACCCCAAGCUUUUGUUUUCAUUGGACUGAAGCUGCUUUAUAUGCAAAGUAUUUUUUAACGUCUUCAUAUUUACUGCUGAUAUUUACAAAMGUGUUUUCACCCUUUUUAAAAUGCAACAAUACAGACAGUUAGUGUUGUGGGCCAAAAAAUGUUUUAAGUUUUUUUUUUUUUUUUUGAUGUUGAAUGUUUCUUUUCAUGAAGAUUAAAGUGAGGUUUUAACAGUGAAACUAAGGGACUGAAUGACUCAAGGGCGCCCUCUAGUGACAAAAACAGCAUCAGCUGUUAGAUCAGUAUUCAUUCUGUGACUAUAUGCAUGAAGCACACUACAUUUUUACUGAAAAUGUCCGUCUUUUGUGGCUUUUGCUUUGUUUAGUUUCAUGUCAUACAAAGCUAAUCCCCAUGUUUCUGCUGCACUUUACAGUUAUUACAAUAAAGUCAUGAUAACAUUGAGAAAA